Conger conger (European conger) is the source of this 3323-nucleotide messenger RNA. RefSeq names its product transmembrane protein 120B (gene tmem120b). The record is from RefSeq and is a predicted model, not a curated record. Gene Ontology annotation, cellular component: membrane. Gene Ontology annotation, biological process: fat cell differentiation. Lineage: Eukaryota; Metazoa; Chordata; Actinopteri; Anguilliformes; Congridae. The transcript is spliced from 12 exons. Bases 120 to 1136 code for a protein of 338 amino acids.
GGAGUUAGAGUAGAUUGUGCUGGAGAGAGUUGAUCUACUGCACGGUGUACAGCUGUGGAGUACUGGGGGUGGUACUGUGUGAAUGACAGAGAGGUGGGAGAGCUCUAUGAGAAAUAAAGAUGUCACUACAAAGGUGCCAAAAUGAAUGGGAAGAAAUUGACCAAGAAUUUCAGCAGCUGCAGGAAAUGCACAAAACAUACAGACAGAAGCUUGACGAACUUACCCAACUUCAGAUGACAUGUAGCAGUUCCAUCAGCAAACAGAAGAAGGGCCUACAAGACCUGAAGCUCAGUCUACACAGGUGUGCAAAAGCAAGAAGUCCUAAAGAAACCGACCAGAUCAAGGAUAUUCAGACACAGAUCAAAGAUAAGCAAAAUGCCUUCUUUGAUAUGGAAGCUUAUUUGCCAAAGAAGAAUGGGUUGUACUUAAGUUUGGUCCUUGGCAAUGUGAAUGUAACCCUUCUCAGCACCCAGGCAAAAUUUGCGUACAAAGAUGAAUAUGAGAAGUUCAAGCUUUACAUGACUAUAAUCCUGAUGUUCGGUGCCGUAACAUGCUGGUUCCUGCUGAAUUACAGAGUUACAGAUGAAAUCUUCAACUUCUUGCUGGUCUGGUACUACUGCACACUGACCAUACGGGAGAGCAUUCUCCGGAGCAAUGGGUCCAGAAUAAAAGGCUGGUGGGUUGUGCAUCACUACGUCUCAACCUUUCUGUCAGGUGUAAUGCUGACAUGGCCCGAGGGGGUGAUGUAUCGGAUGUUCCGAAAUCAGUUCCUGGCCUUCUGCGUCUAUCAAAGUUUUGUACAGUUUCUCCAGUAUUACUACCAAAGCGGCUGCCUCUACAGGUUACGAGCUUUAGGGGAAAGAAAUCAUCUCGACUUGACAGUGGAGGGAUUUCAGUCGUGGAUGUGGAGAGGCCUCACCUUCGUCCUCCCCUUCCUCUUCUUUGGCCACUUCUGGCAGUUGUAUAAUGCAGUGACACUAUUUGGGUUGUCCAGACAUGAGGACUGCAAGGAGUGGCAGGUCUUCAUGUUGGCCCUGACGUUUCUCGUCCUCUUCCUGGGAAACUUCCUCACAACGCUAAAAGUUGUUCACCAAAAGGUUCAGGAAAACAACGGGAAAAUGCGGAAGAAAGAAUAGGAAGAAGGAGAGGAAUGGGGAAAUUCUAGGUUUUCACACAGCCUAGUGAGGAGAAAUGGCGCAGCCGUUGGGCCCUUUUUUCAGAUGGUUCCAGAAAGGAGAGAGCCUCUCCGUGCGAUCUUGCUGACAUUGCUGGACUCCUCGCUGUUUGAUCAAGGCCAUGCUGAGUUUUCUUUGCGUCUGGUGGGUGACCUGUGUAGUUUUGUAUUUUUUUCACGCACAUCCAGUUCCAGGGGGAAUUGUAUAACCGUGGAACCACAAAAAACCCAGGAGGCCUGAAGUCGCUGGCAUAUCAACAGUUUUUUUUUUUCUUCUCUCUUUUCCAACGGAUUUUGGUUGUGUGCGUGAGUGCAUUGUGUACGUAUGCGGGAGCCUGCUCUCUCAAACUUUAUGCAAUACAGAAAUAGAAUAAAGAAAUUCAGAAUUGCAAUGUAAGACAUAAAUAUAUAUAUAUAUAAGAAUAGGAAUAUAAUGUAUAGAUAGGCAUAGACUAGAUAUGCUGUCACAAUACUGCCCUUUGAUCAAAGUGCAUGCAUCACAUUGCAGACUACUGCCUUCUCACAUGUCUAAUUGUAAAUUCUCUGUUUCUUGACAUGGCUAUAUUGUGAAAUGUCAUACAGAUUCUGGAAAAAAAACAUGUUCAGGAACUUCUGACAUUUAUACAACAUGAAAUGUGUUUUGUUAGAUUUUUUUAACCUUUGGAGAUGGUCAUGGUAAGAAGUAGAAUAGCCAUGGAGGUAUAACCUGCAAUGGUUAUCAGUUGACACUUGCUUUUGCUGCUAAACCCGCUGAGAUCUCUGGAUUAAUAUGACCUAAUCUACGUAGUUCAGCAGACAACGUGCCAAAGCCGUAACUACGUUGCCGAUGGAUUCUAAACCUGAACCAAAUGGCAGUAAAAUGAGGUGUGGAUUGUUCGUUAGGUAUUAGUGGCAUUACAGAGGUGCAAACAUUACAACACAGUGGUCAGUUUGUCAGUUGCCUUCAGUGAUUUCAUUCAGUGAUUAAAAAAACUAAAAAACAUUGCCGUUUUAUAGAAAAAAAGAAAAGUUAUGUUUACAAACAGCGGCUGCAUUGCCUGUCACUGUUGAAUGUGUAAUGAUCUCCCCUUCUGUUUUACCUGCAAGCCAUCCAUGAGGGAGCUUUGUAUUCUAAUUUCAUUAUUCUGUAAUAAUGCAGAAACUGGUGUUUGAUAAACAAAAGCAUUUCAUCCUUAAUUCAUUGACAGAAUAUACAGUUUAUUUGUAACAUGGCCGCCUCAACGCACAACAAAGAUUUUUUUUCCUUCCCUUUCCCCAAACGUGUGAUAAUGCUGUAUCCAUUGUGUCGUGUUCAGUUUUGUUUGCACAUAUAGCACGGGAUCUCUUUGGUGUCCGGGCCUUUGCUUACCCUGUGGAAUGGCAGUGGGCCAUGCAUGAUCUUUGUCUUCCUAGCCGCAAUAGAGCCGGGAUGAACAUUUUGUUCAGUGACAAAAACAUUUGUUGUGUUUUUCGGACUGUACAUUGCCAUAAAACGAUUAAAACUGACCUGCUGAGAUGUUUUCACAUCCUUUCUUAUUCAACAGCUUUGGGAGGAAGGUGGCCGUGGGGGGUGUAAAAGUAUAUUUAACACUCAUUCAUUGAUAGUCAUUAAUAGUGUUAGUCUGAUAAAAGCAAGCUCACUCAACUCAAGCCUCAACCAAGGGUUUAUGCAAUUUCAUGGUGUCAUCACUUGGUGGUGCUCAUGUAAUGAUUUCCUUGUAUGACGGUGUUUCUGGAAAUAUAUAUCGUCAAGUGCAGAAUUGCAGGUAAAAUGGAAAGUCAUUUACUCAGCGUUUUUCCUGGCUGAGAAACCUCAGUCCCCUUUUCAUUUGUGUCUGUGUUGUAAUUGGUUAUAACCUUCCUCAGUACACUGGUGAAUUAUUUAGUCUUGUACACUGUGUGCCCUUCGCUCUCUGCAUCAUCUCUUAUCCUUGCAACAGUAUAAAUAUCCCAUGUUAAAUUUAGGACAGUAGUGGGUGCAGAGAGAGCACUUGUGCGGCAACUGUGCUGUUAUGCCCCUGUUACUUUAUCUGGCUUCACCAGCAUACCAUUUCUUAAAUUCUAAGAAUAGACCGUUAUUCUGUAUACAAUGGCUCUUGCUAAAUGUGUUGUUUUUUGGUUCUGUACUCCUUCACACUGGAUUUUAAAUAAAGCCAUGAAUAUGAGUGCA